Molecule: messenger RNA, 3478 nt
Organism: Nyctereutes procyonoides (raccoon dog)
Lineage: Eukaryota; Metazoa; Chordata; Mammalia; Carnivora; Canidae
Gene: RAB44
Product: RAB44, member RAS oncogene family
Exons: 14
Coding region: 82-2967 (961 amino acids)
Molecular function (GO): GTPase activity; GTP binding; calcium ion binding
Source: RefSeq, a predicted model, not a curated record
GGGGCAGCGGUUGCCUCAGCGCCAGGUCCAGGAGGCCAGGACUGUGUGCACGACUGGGAGCCUUUGAGAGGCCAAAGCAGCAUGGAGAGUGAACAGAGAGUGCCCCGAAAAGGCCGCAAGCUGGGCUCUAGCCGCCGGCGGCAGAUGCGAGAACCAGCUGAUGGCCAGGAUGCCCCCGUGGCUUCAGAGCCAGAGCCCUUGUCCUCAGAGGUGGCCGUGGAGCUGCAGCGUUUCUUCCAGGACUGUGGUGCCAAGGAGAGGGGCUUUGUCACCCGCGAGGACCUGGCGGUGGCCAAGUUCAGCUUCGUGGGCAGCGAAGAGGAGCUGAGGAUGAUCUUUGACUGGGUGGAUGUGGAGCAGAAGGGACGCCUCUCUCUGGAAGAAUUCAGCUCUGGGCUCAAGAACACCUUCAGCUCCAGCCUGGGCACCCACAGGCUCCACAGGAAGAGGCCACUGUCUUCCAAGAGAGAACCUGCAGCUGCCAGUUUCCUGGCACUGGAGGAGGCUGACCAUGAGGAGAAGGAGGCGUUCUUUGCCUUUAUCCAGCAGCUGGGGGCAGGUGACGUCCUCCCAGAGCAGGCAGAGAUCUGGGAGCUGUGGGGGAAGCUGAGGCAGGAGGAGCCCCAGCUGGCAGGCAACCUGGAGGGCUUUCUGGCCAGGAUGACCAGCCGCCUGCAGGAGGCCCGGGCUGACAAAGAGGUUCUGGAGCUGACGCUGAGGAAGCGGCACUCUGACCACCACCGGGAGGUCCAGCAGCUCUAUGAGGAGAUGGAGCAGCAGAUCCGCCGGGAGCAGCAGCAGCUGCAGGCUGAGAGCGACUCCCGCGGCCUGGCCUUCAGCUCCCAGAUGCAGCAGGCCCUGGAGGCCAAGGAGCGUGAAUGUCAACGGCUCACUGAGGGCCAGAGGGAGCUGGAGGCCCAGCUCCACCGCCUCAGCAGCACACACCAGGAGGCCAGCUCUGAGAACCAGCAGCUGCGGGAGACCGAGCAUGACCUGGCUGGGCGGCUGGAGGAGGUGCAGGGGCAGCUGCAGGUGACCAGGGGGCAUCUGAACGCCGCCAGGGGCCACGUGUCCUGGCAGAUGGAGGAGGAACCAAGUGUCCCCCGAGCAGGUGAGGAGAAGGCUCCAGAUGCCCAGGCAGUCCCCUCUGAGGAGGCUCCCCUGCCCGGACUGUUUGGGGAGGAGGAUGACUGGGACCAGCUCCUGAGCAGCUUCAACACCUCCUCGCGCAGAGCUCUGCAGCUCUCCUGGAGCCCACCUCCCACCCCGAGGACCCCCUUGGGCCCCCAGACACCCCGAGCUGUCAGGCAGAUCUCCAUCUCAGAGCCACGUGCUUUGCCAUUUGGUCAGGAGCCACCUUCAGAUCUGGAAGGGGCUCCAAGGGGCCCCGCUGGGGCACCCUCUGGAGCCAAGGAAGUGAAAGGAGUGGGCGCAGAUGGGCAGGAUGACAGUCCAGAGCAGCCUGUCCAGUCUCGCAGCCUGGAACCUCAGGAGGAGUCAGGGUCUGGCCCUGAGGCCCUCUCCCUCUGGAGUUUCCAAGGGGCCACCACUGGGGAGUCAGGGAGUCUGGUGGCAGCUGCACUCAAAGUGCUCAUUCCUUUGGAGGAUGCACCUCCUCCUCUGGUGACCUCUCCCCCUCCCCAGGCCCCAGCUGGGCCCAGUGAACAGCUGCAGGCCUCAUACCCAGGUGACAAGAGCCCGGGGCCCGGGCCUGUCCCAGACAAGCCGCCCAGGCAGACAGAGGCCCUCCAUUGGGACCGGCAGGAUCCUGGCUCUGAGCCAGGACUGGGGUCCCCGGGAGCUGAAGUCCUUAUACCAGGGCUGGCUGGGCCCUCCCAGGAUCCCGGGCCUGUGGGUCAGGCUCCCUCAGAGGGGCUGGAGCCGGCCUGGUGCAGCCCUGGUGUGCAGGGAAGCCAGCCCGGGGGGCCAACAGAAGCUCAGGGCCAGGUGUUUGGGCCAGAUGGGCUGUCUGGCCUCUCCCUUGAGCGUCUGGAAGAGCCCAGGGUGGAGGGAAGGAACCAGGUAGGCCGAGGAGGACAAGACCUCAGUUCAGAGCAGUCAGCUGGGGCUCACGGCCUGAAAACUGGGCAUUCAGAAGCCCCUCCUCCUAGAACGGGGUCACCUCCCCUGGAGUCUCCCCUGGAGGGGGCUCAGCCUGGGGACGGAGCAGAGCCCCAGGAGCACCGGCACAGCCCCCCCACCACAGUGGAGCUAGAAGCUCAGCCCAUGCCCUCACCUCCAACUGCUCAUACAGAAGAACAAGGCUCCCUUCGAUCCAGGGAGCCAAUGGCAGAGAACAGGCCCGAAGAAGACCCAGGAAGUGAGCCCGGGGAGGCUGCGCUGAACAGGUCCCCGGAGUCCCCCGCGGCCAGCGAGCCUCUAGCCGACCCCGAUUACCUCUUCCAUGUCAUCUUCCUGGGAGACUCCAACGUGGGCAAAACAUCCUUCCUACACCUGCUGCACCAGAAUUCCUUUGCCACCGGGCUGACAGCUACUGUGGGAGUGGAUUUUCGGGUCAAAACUCUGCUGGUGGACAACAAGUACUUCGUCCUGCAGCUUUGGGACACAGCUGGUCAGGAGAGGUACCACAGCAUGACUCGGCAGCUGCUCCGCAAGGCCGACGGCGUGGUCCUCAUGUACGACAUCACCUCCCAGGAGAGCUUCGCCCACGUGCGCUACUGGCUGAACUGUCUCCAGGAAUCAGGGCCCAAUGGGGUGACCAUCCUUCUUCUGGGAAACAAGACGGACCGUGAGGAGGAGCGGCAGGUGCCCACAGAGGCCGGCCAGCAACUGGCCCAGGAGCUGGGAGUCUCCUUUGGAGAGUGCAGUGCUGCCCUAGGUCACAACAUCCUGGAGCCCGUGGUGAAUCUGGCUCGGUCACUCAAGAUGCAGGAGGACCGCCUGAAGGACUCGCUGGUGGAGGUGGCCCCUAAGAGGUCACAGAAGAGAGCUGGCUGUUGCUUCUGACCAUCUGGCCCAGCCAGGGUAGGACGGCCACCCCUUGGGCUUCCUGUUCCUCAGCUCCUGUCCCACCUGCCCAAAUGCAGCAGUGACACAGAUGGCCAGCUUGAAAGUUCAGGAAGAUCUCCCUCAGGUCAAGACUUGGAUCCCAGGGCAGGGGCUGCAUGGACACUGCUGCCCUUGCACUCUGAAGAAGGAUUUGAUGGGGGUGGGGGUUGGUGGUUCAUGGUGAAAACCCUCUAAAGAAAGGAAAAGUCUAGAAAAAUGAAUUAAGGAAAGCAUACCAUAUCAUUGGCCACAUAUCUCUGUGUGGUAAAAUUAUAGGGUGAAUAUGUGGGGGAGUCAUUUCCUUUUUUAUAAGUAUUUGUAUUUCUCUAUCUUUGGCAAAGCUUGGGUAUUCUUUAUAUAGUCAAAAAUAAAAAUAAAUGCGGAGAGGAGGGAAAGAAACUUUCCGAGGAGCUUGCUUUGGGGGCUGAUGACUAAUUGAUACAACCUGUUAAUUACAAAAUACUCUUUA